CUGGGUUGGGCCAUGGAUGGCUGAGGAGGACUAGGCCAGGGCUUGAGGAACAGACAUUCAUGGACAUUUGGCUUGGAUAGUCAGUGCCCAGUUCUAGCUGUCUUCACCCAGGGCUUUACUAGGAGUCCCUCAACCCUUUUUUUAUUUCCGAAGGGAGAUUUCCAUGGCUCCUGGGCUGCCUUCCACCCCAAGCUGGGCCAGCUGCCAGCGCCUGCCCAGCCUGCCCAGCCUUUCACAUCCGGCUCCCUCCCACCUCACUAGAGAGCCAACAUCUGUCUCCUGCAGAGCUAAUGCUUUCUUGUAGAGCCCCUUCUCCCCUCCUCUCCUUCAGAACCCAGCAUAUUCUUUUUCCCUCCUAAUUGUCCUCCCUGUUGAGGGUCUGGAAGGGCACCCUCCUUGGGGCUGCUUCUGGGUUUUUGGUGGGUUUCCGGGAAGUCCUGGUCAGUGGAAUUCGCACGAGUGACUUCCAUGGUCAUAGUAGCCCUGGCCCUAACCCGGGGCCGUGAGCUCCUGAUGAACCCCUCGCUGCCAGUUCCCUGGCAGUUACACCUGUCUCCUGGGCUCCAUUGAGGGUGGAGCCUACUGUUUCCCUGGGAGAGAGCUAAGACUGGCCCUAGAUAGUUGUUGGCAGAGUGGACUCACAAGGCCGACUACCAUAGGCCUUGGGUGGCGCACCCAGGCGGAGCAGCAAACCCCGUGAGGGUCGCCAAUCGCCCGGGCCAUCGCGACGCCAGGCACCGUCCUCACGGAACCCGCGUGACAGUCCAGGCGAGGCUGGGCGGAGAAGAAUGAGCGACGGACAGGUUGCGCGGGCUCCAAGCCACUUCCGGAAUCUAUUAUCCGUCUCCACCCGGACAUCUGCGGUCGCCACCGCGGCCUCAGUAAGCACAGGGCGGACGGAACAGGGCUCAGGCCCGGGGCAGUGAGGAGGAGGGCAGCUUUCUCCAGCUCCAGGCAGGGGCCCUUGGAACUGGACGACCCUGAUCCUCGUGUUCUGCAGCCAUGGAGCACGACGACCCUACCGAGGCGUUGACUGACCUGCAGGAGCGGCGGCUGGGCAUGCCGGAGCUGUUGCAGGUGGCAGCGGGUUCGGGGUUGGCUGCCUACGCCGUGUGGGCGCUGCUGUUGCAGCCUGGUUUCCGCCGUGUGCCUCUGCGGUUGCAGGUGCCCUACAUAGGUGCGAAUGCACGGCAAGUUGAACACGUGUUGUCGCUGUUGCGAGGACGCCCUGGAAAAAUGGUGGAUUUAGGCUCUGGUGAUGGCAGGAUAGUGCUGGCAGCUCACAGGUGUGGUCUCCGUCCGGCUGUGGGCUAUGAGCUGAACCCGUGGCUUGUGGGACUUGCCCGGCUGCAUGCCUGGAGGGCUGGCUGUGCUAGGAGUGUCUGCUACCAUCGAAAAGAUCUCUGGAAGGUGAGCCUCAAGGACUGUCACAAUGUGUCUGUAUUCUUGGCACCCAGUGUGCUCCCACUGCUGGAGAACAAGCUUCAAGUAGAGCUGCCUGCAGGGGCCCGUGUGGUAUCUGGACGCUUCCCCCUUCCUACCUGGAAGCCUGUGGCUGUGGUGGGUGAGGGCCUGGACCGAGUCUGGGCCUAUGAUGUCCAUGGUGCUGAGCAAAAUAUAUCUUCUUAGGGGGUACCCAUUAAGGUCAUCCCAGAGUCUUCCAUCCCCAAGGCCCCUGUUUCAUAGGCUGGUUGACUGGAUACAAUAAAGACUGGGUUCUAUCUUGA
Messenger RNA from Nannospalax galili (Upper Galilee mountains blind mole rat), 1727 nucleotides. RefSeq names its product family with sequence similarity 173 member A (gene Antkmt). Bases 1003 to 1629 code for a protein of 208 amino acids. Gene Ontology annotation, cellular component: mitochondrion. Lineage: Eukaryota; Metazoa; Chordata; Mammalia; Rodentia; Spalacidae. The transcript is spliced from 5 exons. Gene Ontology annotation, molecular function: protein-lysine N-methyltransferase activity. The record is from RefSeq and is a predicted model, not a curated record. Gene Ontology annotation, biological process: peptidyl-lysine trimethylation; regulation of mitochondrial ATP synthesis coupled proton transport; positive regulation of proton-transporting ATP synthase activity, rotational mechanism.